UCCAGGUGCGUGCCGAUCCUGUCCGUAGUUGCUUUACAAUAACACUCAGUGCGGACGGGGUCUGUGGGUCUGCUCCUCUUUUUAGACGUGUGUAUAAUACGUUGCAGCAGAGCAGGCAUAGAUUAGAAACCUUCCCACCCGGAUUUAUAUCCUGCAGAGAUCUUAUUCUCCGGAGGGAGGUGAGGUCUCAUCGUCUUAUGCACAACCUGCGUCUCUGAUUGGCUGGGACCGAGGGCACAAAGUCCGCUCCACAGGUAUGAAGCGCUCAGCGUUUGACUGGCAGCUGACCGGCAUACGCGGGCGAUUUGGGGAUUAGUCGGGGGAAGACGACAACAUUCCUUUCUUAAGGGUUAACCUGCUUUAGGCGUCCUUCCGGGGUGAGAUGCCUAAGAGCGCCACGUGGCCGGGCGGCGCCCUGGACCCAGCGGCCGGUAUGGACAGCGCCGGGAGCUGGGACAGUGUGGUCAGUGUCACCUCUGGAUGUAGCGACGACAGCAUGGACUUCCUGUCUGCCGAGGAGCGGGCCUGUCUCAUGUUCCUGGAGGAGACCAUCGACUCCCUGGACACCGAGGAGGACAGCGGACUGUCCAACGAUGAACCGGACCAGCCGCUCCCAGGGAACCUCCACACCAAGAUGGCCAAGCUGUCCGCCUCCAUGGACCACAGCAGGCUGAGCGGUGCUCGGCAACAAGACUUGAUACAUUUUAUGAACAUUCCGGAGGACCACAAACCCGUCCACAGCUUCCUGGUUCCCACUCCACUGCUGGUGGCCAGUAGCACGACCCACGCCCUGCCAGAUUCUAAAACACCAGAGUUUAAGAAGAGCUCUCCAGCAAGGUCCCAGAUCAAUGCUUUACUCAGCCACCCACCACCAUGGCACUCUCCUCCUCAUGCUCCCUCCGAGAUCAACGUUGUGGGGAUCCCUCCCCCCAUUAAACCAAAGAGCUUCUUGAGUCGGAUCGGGGAAACGCCGCCGCCUCGCGGACCCCUCUCCUACGACGCCCUCGUUUAUCUCCGGAGGAGCGCCUCGGCCAAGAAGUCUCCGCUACGUCUCCCGGUCGACCACACGCUAGGCGAGGCGCAGCCUUUCUCCACGGCAAACCAGAACCACAAGGACCUCGCCAGAGCUCCUUCCACUGCUUCAGCUCACAAGGUACUCGAUAGACCUCGCACCGGUCCGCCCGUCGUGGCCCCGAAGCCUUCCAAAGCCCCUCCGAGUGAGUUCCCGCCAGCCUCCAAUGGAACCCCAUCCCCCACAUCCCCGUCGGCCGACUCUAUCGCUGGCAAACGCUUCCCCGAUCCGCAGAAGGUCAGGAAGGAAGCCCUGCAGAAGCUUGGCCUGCUCAAAGAAGAGCGAGAACCAAAGACCGGUCCGACGACAUCACUGUCCCACACUCACUCCCAGCCUGCUCUGGACCCGGUAUCCAAGAGGGGGGUGAGGGCUCCGGUCUCCAGUAACCCGUCGGUUCCCCACUGUCAGGUCCCCAAGGAGACGCAGGGCCGGUCUGUUCAGAGCAGCGCCAGUUUCCACCACUGCCCACCGAGGCGUGGGCAAAACUUUCUCUCUGACAGCUCUGACACCAACGUCCCCCGCCCACAGCAGCCGAGAGCAGGCGCUGCGGAGAACCACGGACCUUCUCUGUCACGCUCCGUUUCUAUGGGUGUCCAGAGCAGCAGUGGAGAUGGACACGGACACUUCCAGCAUAAGGCGGUGCACAUGAAAGUGUCAGAGCCCAUAAGAAGAACCGCCCCCGCCAGAGCCCAACCCACACCCAGCAAGAGGUCAGCCGCGGUGGGCUUGGCCAUGCUCCCCGGCAUGGGGGCCGACCGGAAGGAAGCCCUGAGGAAGUUGGGGUUGCUGAAAGACUAGCAGGGAUGGUGCCGCGGGGUCUGUCUGAAAGCAUUUCUAUCCCCAUCACAGAGUAGAGUGUGUGGAGCCGGUUGAGAUUAACUGAGGACUCAGGCACUGAUUGGACUUUGGCACAUGUCACUCAAGCUAUAAACACAAGGAGAUGAUAAAGAAGAAGUCAAAUGUUGAUGAUGCUGCAAUUACUUUUAAUUGCAUGGACAAAUUGGCCUGUCCGAACCCUUUCUUUACAUGGUAUUUGGUCAAUUAGCGGGCACAUUUUUUAAAUGCAAUUAACAACCGGGCGUCGUCAUUCUCCUUCAGCAAAGAUAAGGAACGGGUAGUGAAAGUGAAGUGUAAGUACAGCGGUGACCAGGAGAGAUGCUAUUUAAGAAUUAGUUUUUUUCACUGGAUUUUCCUUUUGAACAAACAUUGUAUAUUAUUGCCUGAAAAGAGAUUUCUAAAAUAAUUACUUUGUUAUUUUUCACAAUGGCAAUUUUCUAUUUCGAUUUUCUUCAAAUCAGUUAUCUUAUUUAUUUUUCAUAUUUUCAUAGAUAUGUAUAUUAGCUAUUCACCUUCAUAUAAGAGAGACCAACAGCUCCUGCGAUAACAAACAGUAUUUUGUUUUGCCCUUUUAAACACUGCAUUGUGAUAAAUAAAGCAUCCACCAACCAA
Molecule: messenger RNA, 2521 nt
Organism: Gadus morhua (Atlantic cod)
Lineage: Eukaryota; Metazoa; Chordata; Actinopteri; Gadiformes; Gadidae
Product: specifically androgen-regulated gene protein
Exons: 4
Coding region: 383-1870 (495 amino acids)
Source: RefSeq, a predicted model, not a curated record